Cydia fagiglandana is the source of this 1228-nucleotide messenger RNA. RefSeq lists its product as uncharacterized. The record is from RefSeq and is a predicted model, not a curated record. Gene Ontology annotation, molecular function: olfactory receptor activity; odorant binding. Gene Ontology annotation, biological process: detection of chemical stimulus involved in sensory perception of smell; sensory perception of smell. The transcript is spliced from 5 exons. Bases 8 to 1195 code for a protein of 395 amino acids. Gene Ontology annotation, cellular component: plasma membrane. NCBI's taxonomy places the organism in Eukaryota, Metazoa, Arthropoda, Insecta, Lepidoptera, Tortricidae.
UUGAAAAAUGUUGAAUUUAGACUACGAAGAAAUGUUUAAGAUAUCCAUAUUGGCUUUGAAAAUAAAUCGUUCGUACCCGACGAUCCCUAAAGACAAGUUGUGGAUAUGUUGCGUGAUUCCCAUGUACGGUUUUUUCUUCUUCGUCUUCUGUUUGAUCAUAAACAGUACGAUAUUCCACGAUCUAAAAAACGAUAAUUUCACCGCCGCCUGCACCAACGGUAUAUUCGCAGUUCUUUUUAUUUGCGUCUCCUUCAAAUACUCAGUUUUGUUAACGAAAACGGAAGAUAUAACAUUUGCCAUGAAUAAAGUUAAAGGCGAUUUCGCGGCCGCUAUGCGUUUAUGUUCUGAUGAGCAAGCUAUAACCUCUGAAUACGCUAACAGAGCGAGCUGGGUAACGAAAGUAUGGCUUCUCACAUCUUUUUCUGUCUUCUCCGUAUUUCCAACGCAGGUUAUUGUGUUAUCUAUCUACUACUACGCGAUUGGAGAUUUUCAAUUCGUUCACAUGUACCAGAUGACGUAUCCAGAAUUUUUAGAGACGCAUAAGAAUGAGACGUACACGUAUCUGUUCUUGUUAUUCAUGCAGAUUUAUUAUGGGCUAUAUGUGCUGCUCAUGUAUGUAGGCUUUACGCCUUUGGGGCUUAUUUUCAUGUUGCAUGCGUGUGGGAGGAUAGAGAUUGUGAAGUAUAGGAUUAGUAAACUGUUUGAAGGGGAACAUUAUGAUCCGCGAGAGAUACAACAGCGAUUGAAGAAUAUUGUGAUGCCUUUGCAAGAUGUAUUGGAUUUUGUAGAUCUUUUAAAGGAGACAUUCCGAGUAGUUUACGAGGUAUACAUGAAAGCUACCACUAUUGUCAUCCCGAUUGCAUUAUACGAAAUCCUUGAGGCAAUGAAAGAAGGGCGCCUCAGCAUUGAGUUCAUGACGUUCAUUGUUGCUGGGGUCGUGCUUUGCUUUGCGCCGUGCUAUUACAGCGAUCUACUCAUGGAAAAGGGUUUAAGCCUCCGAAUGUCAGUGUACGCAAGUGGGUGGGAAGCGUACCCGGACUCGGCAAUGCGCCGGACCCUCUGCAUCAUCAUGUGCCGAUUGGAGAGAGACGUGGCCAUACGCACGCUGUUCCGAACUGUUAACCUGGAUGCCUUUUCUGAGCUAUGUCACCAGUCCUACGCCCUCUUCAAUGUGAUAAACGCCGCUUGGACUUAGUUCAACCGAAAUCAAUUUUAUUUACUCUCAAUC